CUCAACGUAACCUUGACUCACUCCGAGAUCAUCCUGUUCUUGCUCAAGGACUCGAUUUCAAAGACGUCAUUACCUGUUUGUGCAAGGCUGCGGAUCGCUGUAGCACCUUUUCUCCAUGUCAUCCCCUCGACCCCUUGCAGAGGCAGAGGGGCAACCCUCCUUCCGGCCUGCAAAGCGACCCCGGUUAGACCCAUUGAGCGCGCGAUUUGAAACCCGUCAAGAGAUACCUGAGCAGCAGGAAUCCGAGCCUGACAAAGAGUUUGACGCGACUACUCGGGUCGUCUUGGCACCUCCAUCACCUGCUGAAUCGUCCAGCCAACAAGAUGAAUCACAAUGUGGAGUCAAGUCAACCGUUACUUUUCAAGAUGGCGACCAAAGCAUGAGAGAUACGACCUGCACUUCGUCUUCGCUUAACCAAAUGGCCAUGGACAUGCUCGAAGAUGAGCUCACGUGUGGCAUGUGUGCCGGAAUCUACAUUGAUCCGGUGGUGCUUCAUGAAUGCGGUCACAGCUUCUGUGGCAGCUGUGUUCGAUCUUUGAUAAAGUCUCUGCCGCCCAUGACUGCUCCGGCAUUUCCAGGAGAUCCUUUGCCGAAACCACCCUCAUGUCCUCACUGUCGUCAUGCGCCCAUCACAGAGGCUCGCCCGUCUCGGCUCGCCAACGCUAUGGUCCAUAUUCUACUCAAAUGUAAACCAGAGGCUGCCAGGCCAGAACGAGAAUUGCAGCAGGCUCGUGAGAUUUACACAGCAUCGAUGGGUGCUUUGAAAUUUCCUAUACCGCCGACCCAGUCAUACUGCCGCGAGAGCGAUUACUGGAAACCUUGUAGAUCGUGCUACCCCACCGUCGAGGGUGCUUGGAAGUGUUCUAAACCAAUUCCCCGCCCGCAUAUCCAGGAGGAAGCUUCGAGAUGCGUGCUCAGAAGCGGUUUCUGUCCCGACGGACACAACCUCUGCUCGAGCUGUGAUCAGUUGUGUCCCGCCGAUGGACCAAUGAAUUUGAAGUGUGGAAUAUGUGGAGAUGGGUUUUGUGGAGAUAGCAAGUCUUCCGUCUGCACCUGUGUACCAUUGGCGCAGGCGAAGCCGGCUGCUCAUUGGAAUCUGCUACAACUCUGCACAGAGGAUGCCGUAUCGGAGCUCAUGUCAACGAUUUUCAGGGAGAAUUGGACUGAGAUCAAACACUUGUCCGCGUAUCUGGCGAGCCUACCUCUCGAGGAGCGCAUCACACCCGGAUUCAUCUUCUCUGAGGUUCUCACUGCAUUUGAACGUCCAGACGGUCCCAAGUCGAUCACCGAUCCACUUGUACCAGUGCCUCAAUUCGGAACACUGAAGGACGAGCGGAGUUCGUUGAUCUGCGGUUCAUGCACCGACAAUCUUUUCUGUUCUGGGCUAUACGAGUGGUGGCUGAAGGAGUAUGAGAAGCCGGAUGUGCGGGGCCGACUUCCAAAGGCAGUCCUGGAUCGUCCCAAUUGUAGACGAGGGCGACUCUGUUCACAACAGCAUCGGUCGAGUCAUGCUGUGACCAGAAACCACAUCUGUCAGCCGGUCACUGAUGAUGAAGACGACGAGGAGGAUGAUGAAGAUGAACAUCAAUCCAGUGACUACUCCGCUGAUUCGUCUAGCGAAUUCUCGUCAAGCGAACCGAGGCAAUUCGCCGACAACGACGUUCAGAACGAGUCGGCAAACAUCGCUGUGUAUGAGGAAUCGAAGAUUACUGUCGCCGGCACCACGGACGCGGACAUGGACAGUUCGGACGAGCAGCAGCCCGUCGUUUCGAGCCAGAUGCGCGAGCCGGCAACGCAUCUCGACAGCCCGAUCAAUGAGCCGACGAAACCUCCGACGGAGCCGAGCCCUGCUCAAUCCGGUCCUAUCAGCUCAUGAUCACUCGCAUUGGCCUCCCCUAAUUGUUCGCUCAGGAUCACAUUGGUCCACAUCGCGAUUCCCUCUUGUAACAAUUCCAUUUCCAGACUAGCAUUUCUGCACUGGUUAAUACUGUACUUCGUUCUCAACUUUGACCAGUCUACAUAGACGCCCAGCCACGGACAGCAGCACAACUCUCUUUCAUGACCUCUAUGACACUUCAUGACACCCUCGCAUUCGACACAUGACCCAUUUCAUGCAUUUCCGUUCAUGUCCAAGGAGAAGAAUGAAUUCGUCAAAAGAGCCAAUGUGCCAUCUCGG
Molecule: messenger RNA, 2176 nt
Organism: Kockovaella imperatae
Lineage: Eukaryota; Fungi; Basidiomycota; Tremellomycetes; Tremellales; Cuniculitremaceae
Exons: 12
Coding region: 116-1876 (586 amino acids)
Biological process (GO): ubiquitin-dependent protein catabolic process; protein ubiquitination; mitotic cell cycle checkpoint signaling
Cellular component (GO): nucleus
Molecular function (GO): metal ion binding; ubiquitin-protein transferase activity
Source: RefSeq, a predicted model, not a curated record